This is a messenger RNA of Lichtheimia ornata, 1056 nucleotides long. RefSeq lists its product as uncharacterized. The transcript has 2 exons. The coding region runs from base 1 to 1056 and encodes 351 amino acids. NCBI's taxonomy places the organism in Eukaryota, Fungi, Mucoromycota, Mucoromycetes, Mucorales, Lichtheimiaceae. The record is from RefSeq and is a predicted model, not a curated record.
AUGCGACUACCUUCAUCAACAUCGCUCCUAUUCUUUGUACUCGUCUUUUUACAUAUUUGCAGCACUGUGGGACGUGCCGAUUUACUAGGCAUAGGCGGUGACAAUGGCGGUGGUCUACUAGGAGGUGGUGACAGCAGCAGCAGCAGUAGUGGUGGUGGCGGUGGCAGUGAUAGCUCGCCUUCAGCUACAGCAUCUUCUCCUGACCAACAGCAAUCUGAUAAUGCUCAACAAAGUGAUCAGCAACAGUCUCAAGAUCCCACCAACUCUUCGGGUGCACAACCUACCUCUUCCAACAACAGCAAUGACAAUAACAAUAGUCAACAACCAACACCUACCCAAUCAAACGAUAACAAUAACCAGCAACAAUCAUCAUCCGAAGAUAAACCCACCUCAUCCUCUAAUCAUAACCAUGGCAAGGCCACUGACAGCUCCUCGUCCUCCUCCGAUAACUCUGAUUCAUCCUCCUCAUCAUCCAAUAACGAUAACAACCAACAACAAAAUAACAAUAACAACCAGCAACAGCAAGGUGAUCAACAGCAACAACAGCAACAAGGCAACAAUGGUACCAACACAACAGCUGUCGUAGCUGGCUCGGUUGUUGGUGGUGUCGUGGGUCUUGCUAUUAUUGGUGGUCUGGUGAUUUGGUUCAUUCGACGUAGCAGCAGAGACAACUCGCGUAAGCAACGACUCAAGCACGAACCUGAUGACUUUGCAUUCAACAACAUGGCCGAAACCAGUAACCAUAGCGGCUUUGGUGGUGGAUCUUCACCCUUUCAACAACAUCAACAGCGCCCAUUUGUCCCACCUACUUCACCCACCACAGCUACCGCUGCCGCUGGCUACGGUAAUAUGGCAGCUAUGGAUUACAACAACAGCAGCAACCAAUACUACCAUCAUCCUGAACAUGAUAUGGGAGCUGAUUACUAUAACACACAAGGUGGUUACUAUUAUCCCACACCCACACCAGGCAUGGCCAACAUGGGCACACAACGUGAACUUCAAGAAAAUAUGAAGCCUGAUGAACCCACCAUUGAACAUAAACCCAAUCUUGCAUAA